This is a messenger RNA of Soboliphyme baturini, 705 nucleotides long. The record is from the annotation of a GenBank genome assembly. Lineage: Eukaryota; Metazoa; Nematoda; Enoplea; Dioctophymatida; Soboliphymatidae.
AUGUUUAGAUCCGGUAAACGAUUUCGAUCAGGUUACUGCGUAUUCAAGAAAAUUGCAGUUUUGAAGCCGAUAUCAGUUACGAGUUCAGGUGAUGCAAACAACGAAUGGUCGUCGUUCGAUUUUCUGCUCAGUUUACCUGAGUACGAAGAGAAGGGCAUCAGAUGUUUUUCGUCGAUCUUUCUAGAAUACAAGACCGUGUUCACGUAUUUGAAACAAGUGUUCUUGGCAGCCGUCAUCCCUGUGGGUUGGUACAUUCAGCAGAAACCGUGUAACAUGACGCCCGAAGAGUUGGUCGAGUGCACGGCGAAGCAUGGGAGACAGAAGUUGUUCGGCUUAACCGCCGAAACGAUGGAACGAAUUGAGAGAAGACAGAAAACGGUAGAAAAGGAAACCGGCGAAAGAGAAGCGGUGGUCAGGGAAGAGACGUCGUGUCCACCGUGCCACCUACGGAAGCACACGGAGAUAGUAGUGAACCGGACGAGCAGCGUCAGGUUCAAAGUGAAUCGCAAUUAUCUCUUUUACUGUGGUUCUGAAGCCGACCGACAACGGAUCAGAUGGGGCAAAAUGGGCGGCGACAAAAUACCGACUUGCUUUUCCCGAGCAAGGGUCUACGCCCGGCAGAACGAAUUGCACAUCCAUGCCAUACAGCCUGAAGACGCGGGGGUCUACUGGUGCCGCAAGGGAAGCGCGAAGAUCGCCUCGCUG